UUCAGUCUUCAGCUGUGUGGGAAUGGACUGCCAGUGCCGGAACUUCCACUGGGAUGUUCUCGGACAUCAUGCGGCUGUGUGUGAGUGUGUUCUAGUAUGUGUGUGUGUGUUUGUGUGUACACGUGCAUCUGAGAGGGGGUCAAAUAGGUGCAAGCAAUCAUGGCUGUGAACCGAGUAUCUCAACUGUGCUUUGACAUCACCAGGCUUUGGCUGCAACUGAAGAUGAUGACAGAUGAUAUUUUACAGACAGAAGGUCUUCCUUUAUGUGCAGCACAAAUUGGCACUGAACUCCAGAAGCAGUUUGCCACCCUACCAGGGGGCCGCGGGACUGAUGGCAGCCCCAUCAUCAUCUUCCCAGAAUUCCCUGCUUUCAGCGAACUGGAAGAGCAUGAGCUCAAAAAUGUGUUUAACUACCUCACUACUGUGCCCAGCAUUGCCGCAUCAGGAGUAGGAUUCAUUCUAGUCAUCGACAGGCGACUGGACCGAUGGGCCGCUGUAAGGGCUACCCUGCUCCGAAUCGCAGGCUCCUUCCCAGCGAAUGUAAACUUGGUUCUGGUGUUGCGUCCCACGACAUUGCUGCAGCGGGCACUGUCAGACUUCCUCUUCAAGUUCAGCAAGGAUGAGUUCAAAAUGAAGGUGGUCAUGCUGAGUUCGGUGACCGAGCUCCAUGCCUACAUCGAUCCAGGACAACUAACCACGGAUUUGGGGGGGGUGCAAGAAUACUGCCAUGAAAGCUGGAUUUCACACCGAACUGCAAUUGAAGCGUUUGCUCUCAUGGUGAAGACGACUGCUCACACUCUGCAGGCCUUUGGCACAGAGCUUGCAGAGACAGAAUUGCCCAACGAUGCUGAGGCCACUACCAGUCUGCUGCACUCGCAUUCUCUAAAAAAAGACAAAAUGAAGGAGGACCUACAGGUGUCGCAAUCUCAAGGUGCACGCCUAUUGGAGUGCAUCAAUGAGCCUUUUCAGACUGACAUGGAAUACCAUAUGACCCAUGAUGAGCUGGAAAACUUAGCCACUGUUCAGCGACUUCUGGGACAGCUCGACGAGACCGAGACAGCAUUUGACGAUUUCUGGGAACGCCACCGCUCCAAGCUGGAGCAGUGUUUGCAGCUUCGCCAUUUUGAGCAACACUUCCGUGAAGUACGCUCCCAACUUGAUGCAACGUCAGAACGGUUACGUGGUUUCUCAGAGGUCAGCGUAAAUCCUGCCCAUGCUGAGCACGUCCUCCGAGAGCUCAACUGUCACGAGGAAAAGGCUUGUGAGGUUCUGGACUAUGCCCUGUCGCUUGCCAGCGAAGGCGACGGGCUGAUCGAGAGCGCUCACUAUGCAGAAGACUCCAUUCGGCCGAAGUGCUGCCAGCUGAGAGCAGUGUGUGAUGAUAUCAGCUCUACUCUGAGGGACAAGAAGAAACUCCUUUUAACGGCAAUGGAGCUCCACCAUGCCCUGGAGAAGGCCUCCUGUUGGUGCGAAGAGGGAAUUUAUCUGUUGGCAAGCCAGCCAGUGGACCGAUGUCAGUCUCAAGAUGGAGCUGAGGCUGCUCUUCAAGAAUUGGAACGAUACCUGGACACAGCGCCGCUUCACACCCUCAUCGACUGCAGCGCCAUCUGCUGCCAAUAUGAGGCGGUGCUCACUACUCAGCUCAGGGACCAGGUAGAGAGAGUUUUCCAGAAGCAAAGCUCCGUCCAGCAGAUGUUUGAUAAGAGACGCAUCAGCCUGAAAAAACUUGCUGCCAAACAGACACGACCAGUUCAGCCAGUGGCUCCAAGACCAGAAGUCAAGUCUCCACAUGCAUCUCCCAAUCAACAGAGAAAAGAGAGGAGAUACUCAGCAGAUAAUGCCCUCUGCAAAAAGGUGGAGUCUCCUAUACACAAUGGCAGCACCAGACAUGCCUCCCUCUCCGAGGAAGAAGAAAACCUUGCUGUCCUGAGACGUCACGUGAUGAAUGAACUGCUGGAAACGGAAAGAGCAUAUGUUGAGGAGCUCCUGUGUGUUUUAGAGGGCUACGCGGCAGAGAUGGACAACCCUUCCAUGGCUCACCUCAUCCCCAGUAUGCUGCUUAGUAAGAAAGACAUCUUGUUUGGAAACAUGUCCGAAAUCUACCAGUUUCACAAGAGGACAUUUCUGAAGGAACUAGAGGCAUACACUAACUGUCCUGAACUUGUGGGCCGCUGCUUUUUAGAAAGAAUGAAGGACCUGCAGAUCUAUGAGGCUUACUGCCAGAAUAAACCUCGCUCUGAGAGCUUAUGGCGACAGUGCUCUGAUUGUGCCUUCUUCCAGGAAUGUCAGAAAAAGUUGGAACAUAAACUUGGACUGGACUCCUACCUCCUUAAACCCGUCCAAAGAAUCACUAAGUACCAGCUGCUGCUGAAGGAAUUGUUAAAGUACAGUAAAGGUUGCGUUGGCUGUGACGACCUCCAAGAAGCUCUGUCUUCCAUUUUGGGCAUCCUGAAAGCUGUCAACGAUUCCAUGCACCUCAUUGCCAUCACAGGCUAUGAGGGUAACCUCUCCGAGCUGGGUCGUUUGCUGAUGCAAGGCUCCUUCAGCGUGUGGACGGAGCACAAGAAAGGGCAUGCUAAAGUCAAGGACCUGGCCAGGUUCAAGCCCAUGCAGAGGCAUCUGUUCUUGCAUGAGAAGGCCCUGCUCUUCUGCAAGAGGAGGGAGGAGAAUGGCGAGGGAUACGAAAAAGCUCCAUCUUACAGCUUCAAACACUCUCUCAAUAUGAGUGCAGUGGGAAUUACAGAGAAUGCAAAAGGAGACUACAAGAAGUUUGAGGUUUGGUGUAAUUCACGAGAGGAAGUGUUUAUUGUCCAGGCUGCAACGGCUGAGAUCAAAACAUCGUGGGUCAAUGAGAUCCGCAAGGUUCUCACCCAACAGCUCAAAGCCUGCAGAGAUGCCAGCCAGCAGAAGAGCUGUGACUCCCCAAACCACACCACCAACUGCUCCAUCUCCCUCAGCCCCUUCCGGAGCAGCAGUCUAAAGAACCAGAAAAAGCAGGAGGACAAGAAGGCGGAGGCGAGCCCCGUGUCCGACAACAGCUCUUCACUUGCCAAACACAAAGAUGAGACUGUGACAAGUCCAACUGCAGACAGGUCCUCAGUGGCUAAAAAGCGUUUUACUUUACAGGGCUUCAGCAAUCUCAAGAGUCCAAAAGGCUCGGGCCUGAGCCCAGAGCACGGUGCCAAGCAACUCUUGGUCAAGAGUGACCCAACUCCUUUUGGGUUGAAAGGCUGGACCAAAGUGUCGCUCUCAGUGGAUGCCUCUGAGGAGAAUGAUGGCUACUCCAGUGGCGAGGAGCCGUUGAACUCUGACCCUGAGGAUGAUGCAGGACUGAAACUGAUUCCGGGGAAGUAUACAGUGGUAGCAGACUCCGAGAAGGCGGGACCUCACGAGCUGACAGUUAAGAGCGGCGAUGUGGUGCAGCUCAUCAGAGAGGGAGAGGAGGGCCAGUGGUUUGUGAAGAACCUUCGCACCAGCAAGGAGGGCUGGAUGGCACAGGCAAACCUACUAGGCCUAAUAUCGGAAUCCAAGUCAUCUCAGUCACUCAGCAGCUCAGAUGACAGUGUCUCUGGAAACCUUAGCACUUCCUCCAGCUGCAGUGAAACCUACACCAGCUUCUCAGACAUCAAACCUUGAACCGUCCAGCACCACAGAAAACAAAGUGUUGCGGCAUCAGCAAUCGCUACCAGUAUUUUAGCAGAAUGCUACAUGCUAGUUACAGUCUCUCUGUGUUCAAUUAUGUAGCACUAACAUGGACACGUCUCAACAACGUCUGCGCUAGAUUUUUGUUGCGUACUGCUGGCCAGUGAGUUAUAGCGAGUACAAUUUAGUGUCCCAUGUUAAUCAACACUGUGAAAACUGGCAUCGGGCUACAAAUAGCAUAAAAUGCCCUGCAGCUCAAGGGCAUAAAGAGAGCGCAAAACUUAAAUCCAAAUAGGCUUCAAUGGUAUUUGCAGCUGUUCUCAUCAAUAUUGAAAGAAACAAAGCUGGAGUCACCACCGCCAUCUGGUGGUCAGAACCCCUUACUAACUUCCACAAAGCGAUCAGAAGGGAUGUGGACCUUGUUCCUUUGAAAGAGCUCGAUGGGCUCACCUCUCAGCUGCUCUGGAUUAACCUCUGCGGCAGCACGGGGCUGGCAGGUGUGACUACAUUCCUGCCCCACUUGGACUUGAGUAUAUUAGUGUGCACAUUCUUGCAUAUGUACAUGCAAAUAUGUUCUUCGGAGCAAUUCAUACAUGAUUGUCUCACAGACCCAAAACAUUAGAUUAAAAUGCAUAACUUCAUUCAGUACAAUUACGGAAUUAUCUCAGAUUCUGCUUACCUAUCUCUGGUUAGCACUUUGGAAUAAAAAGAGGCUUUGUCCCGUUGUGCUGCUCCCAGCCCAACUCAGGCAUGUGACAGCGUCGUAACUUCCCUCCAUGCAACUAGACCAAGACCGGCUCAGCUUGUUUGUGUCAUUGACCUGACAACCAUUUUAUUUUCUUAUUACAGCCCUGCCAAAACUGACGGACAGGUGGAAAAAAAACAUGGUUUUGUGUGUGAGAUACACAGCAAGGAUGGCCCUAAAAUUGUAUGAGGAAGCCGAUUAUGAUGCACUGCAACAACCACCGAGAGAAACAAGAGGAACCUUUGCUACCCCCAACAUUGAAUAAUGCCUCUUACCUUGUUUUCUAUUGACCAUUUUUUUUUUUUUUUUUUUAUAUAACAACCCUCCAUUUUUACUGAACUCAGAGGGUUGUUUACCAUCCAUGUUGUGUGUGGGACACCUAAAUCCACUGCAGCUCAAUGCUGCAGUAAAAGCAGCCCCACCUGUUUAUUGCUCAGAAUUGGUUCUAUUUGUCUAGUGACUGAAGAAAAAAAAGGGGGUGUGGGGGAAUGUCAGGUUUUGUGACAAUUCAGUGUGACAAUUAUCAGUGUUGUUGAUGAUGUAUUCUCACUAUUUUUGUUGAGAACCACUUUAAGCUAGUUUUUCCUCAAUUCAUUAUAAUUGUCGAGCACAGACUGCAUGUCUUUCCUGUGAAAGGACACAUUGUUGUCUUACAAAAGGUAAAAAAGUCAGCCAGCAAAUUUCAAACUGUGGCUGUCACAGUGUGUUUGUCACUAUAAUACAGAAUUGUCACUCUUGUACUGUGUUCUGUCAAAUACCUCACAUGUAACAAUCCUCUGGGCUUUGCUAGUCAGGGCGAGGAUAUUUUUUUGUGUGAGAAACAUUUUACCAGCCAUUGUUUACAUUUGAAGUGUUUAUUUUCUGCCCUUAGAUGAAAGCUGACGUGUAGUGUUUGAUCACGGUCACAAUUAUUUGUCCUGUUAACUUGGAGGCAGGAGAGUUUUAUAUUUUGUACUUUCUUUUUACACAGCACAUUGGAGCAACCACAAUCUUUAUUUUCCUACUGUACUGUAUAUUUACUGAUAUAAAGUUAUCGCUGUAUAUUUGUAAAUAUGUAAUUCUGUAUUGUAUGUAAAAUCAGAAACAGCUUUAAU
Phycodurus eques (leafy seadragon) is the source of this 5481-nucleotide messenger RNA. It is a transcript of the gene mcf2la, whose product is annotated as mcf.2 cell line derived transforming sequence-like a. Gene Ontology annotation, cellular component: cytoplasm; extrinsic component of membrane. Bases 160 to 3636 code for a protein of 1158 amino acids. Gene Ontology annotation, molecular function: protein binding; guanyl-nucleotide exchange factor activity. The record is from RefSeq and is a predicted model, not a curated record. Gene Ontology annotation, biological process: positive regulation of Rho protein signal transduction; intracellular signal transduction. NCBI's taxonomy places the organism in Eukaryota, Metazoa, Chordata, Actinopteri, Syngnathiformes, Syngnathidae. The transcript is spliced from 32 exons.